AUGGGGCCCCCGGGCAAUAGGGGAUCAUGGGGCCCCUGUGUCCUUGCCGAAACUCAAAAAAGCCUAUGUAAGCAUGAGGAUUUCACAUGGAAGGUGUACCUGUCACCUGGUGCUGCCUAUUUCAAGAACUGCAGCCUUGUACAGCUGGAAUGGUGAUAACAGUCAGGCCCAGGGGCAGACUGACAACUCAUGGGGCCCCUGGGCAAUAGGGGAUCAUGGGGCCCCUGUGUGCUUGCCCACACUCAAAGCACACUCAAAAAAGCCUAUAAAAGGUACCAGUGGCAUUUCAUGGGGCCCCCUACUGACCCCGGGCCCUCAGGCAGUGCCCUAGAGCUCAAAUGGUCAGUCUGCCCCUG
Staurois parvus is the source of this 356-nucleotide messenger RNA. Lineage: Eukaryota; Metazoa; Chordata; Amphibia; Anura; Ranidae. The record is from the annotation of a GenBank genome assembly.